AUGAGAGAUCAGCCAGAGAAGAAAAAGCGAGAUCCGAAAUUGUCAACACAGACAUUGAGGAGACAAAGCAAGAGAUCCACGUCGACAACAAGAGAGAUUGUAGAAGAAGAUAGAGGCUCUCUCCACUCAACUUCACUUCCAGACAUCAUAUAUUCACUAUCUCUCUCAUUUACGGAAGCCACCAGCCCCCCCCCCCCACCUUUGUUUGAGAAUCACUGUGGUGAUGAGCACCCUGGUGAUGGCGCUUUAAAAAAGACUCCACUUAGUUUGAACAGUCAUCACCUUAACCAAAGUGGCUGCAAUGGUGAUUCGACUGUUGAGGGCGAGAGAGCAGCGAUAGAUGUUUCAUGUGAGACCCUUGACACUUACAAUAACAAUGGAGAAGAGGAACUAGCUAACGAGGAUGGGCCUUCCGGCAAGAAAAUGUGCAAAGACUAA
Messenger RNA from Eruca vesicaria subsp. sativa (arugula), 438 nucleotides. The record is from the annotation of a GenBank genome assembly. Lineage: Eukaryota; Viridiplantae; Streptophyta; Magnoliopsida; Brassicales; Brassicaceae.